Messenger RNA from Ctenopharyngodon idella (grass carp), 2300 nucleotides. It is a transcript of the gene srd5a1, whose product is annotated as steroid-5-alpha-reductase, alpha polypeptide 1 (3-oxo-5 alpha-steroid delta 4-dehydrogenase alpha 1). The transcript has 5 exons. Bases 106 to 903 code for a protein of 265 amino acids. The record is from RefSeq and is a predicted model, not a curated record. Gene Ontology annotation, biological process: steroid biosynthetic process. NCBI's taxonomy places the organism in Eukaryota, Metazoa, Chordata, Actinopteri, Cypriniformes, Xenocyprididae. Gene Ontology annotation, molecular function: 3-oxo-5-alpha-steroid 4-dehydrogenase activity. Gene Ontology annotation, cellular component: membrane.
GUCUUCCAGGUUUCUCCAAGGGGUCAGUUUGUUUUGUGCACGAAAUACACACAAACAUUACCUAAACCUUUCUUCUGCUUCUAAGUAGUAUUUCUAUUAGCAACUAUGGAAGCUAUUCUAAAGAUAUUAUUUUCUUCGGAUGAGGGAGAACUGUUCGUUUUAGAUUGUUUAUCGUACUUGAUGGUGGUUUUGGCAUUCAAAAAUCUUGUGACUUUUCGCUUUAAGCACGUGCCCUAUGGCAGAUAUGCAUCCAGCGGGUAUGGAUUCCCAGUAAAUGUCAAGUUCGCCUGGUUCGUUCAAGAAUUGCCGGCCUUUCUGGUGCCUUUGAGUUUGGUGCUAUGGAGUCCGUGUGCGAAGAUAAUGCACCUGCCCAACCAACUACUUCUACUCAUGUUCUUAUUCCAUUAUUUGCAAAGAACCCUCAUCUACCCAUUUUUAAUUCGAGGAGGGAAAUCAACACCAUUCCUCUCGUUUGCCCUGGCCUUUGUCUUCUGCAUGUAUAAUGGGUACCUGCAGGCAAGAUACCUGAGUCACUAUGCAGAUUACCCACCUGAUUGGGUUACACAUCCCUGUUUCAUCACAGGUUCUUGUAUGUGGUUCCUGGGAUGGAUCAUUAACAUUCACUCUGACCAUAUCCUCAGGAAUCUCCGUGAGCCUGGAGAGACAGGUUAUAAGAUACCUAGAGGGGGCAUGUUUGAGUAUGUAUCAGGAGCAAACUUCUUAGGUGAGAUUGUGGAAUGGGUUGGAUUUGCUCUGGCUGGUCAUUCGGUCCAUAGUGCAGCUUUUGCUCUCUUCAGUUUUGUUGUGCUGUCCAGCAGAGGAAUGUCUCACCACAAGUGGUAUCUAGCAAAAUUUGAAGACUAUCCAAAAUCAAGGAAAGCUUUAAUACCAUUUGUGCUCUGAUCCUGUGGUAAGCCCAGCUGCCACACUCUACUGUGUUUCAAUACAGAGACUGGGAAAAAUGCAUUGAGCAUUACAUGAACUCAAUUUUACAAGACAAAUUUUUCUUUCAAUUUUAUAGCAUGUACAUUUGUGAAGUGCAAAAACAGCAUUACUGUGAGAGAUUUCAAAGCAUCUCAAUGGAGAGAUCAGAUGAGAUACACAUGGCAAACAGCUGCUACCAUAAUCCAGAUCUUCCCUAUUAACUCUUAAAAGAAUGAAUGUUUCGACAAUAGCCAAUUAUUACAUAUUCAGGUCUUUGGAGACCCGGAUCUAUAUCUAACACAAAUGGAUCUCUAACUGCUGCAAUAGUAUAAAACUCUCUUGAUAUUUUAAUGACAAUUACAAAAGAAUAAAAUAAAGCAUAUUUUGUCACUUUUUACAAAAAAUUAAAUAGGAAAUUUUCUUGUUAUAUUGUUUAUAAUGAUUAGUUUGAGGAAUACUAAGAAGGCUGAUGUCUAACUUUAAAAAUUGAAUGAGGGGGAGGGUAGUGAAUGACAUCCUCCUGGGUCAAUAAAGACCCAAGGUAUGCGUUUAAGAGUUAACCACUCAGUCGUUUCUUCAAACUAAUCCUGUGUCAGCAAAAUAUGGACUUUUUGAACUGUGCUUCUGGUCAUGCUGGAUUCGAGGCUAUCCGAGUAAGGCCUCAGAAAAGGUAACGGUACACAUGAUUUAUCUGUUGGAAGAGUGAGCACUGCAGGUUGACAAUAGCAGAACCAUUUAUCAUUUUACACAGAUCUAGGCUGCGUCCGAAAUCGCUUACUCUCUAAGUAGCUACUUAUUUUUUUUAAUAUAUAAUUAUAUUAUGACCAUUAAAAAGUCCAUUCUAUAUAGUGUGAAUUUAAUCCGUACUACAUUCGUAAUGUUGACCUACCAGCAUCAGUUGCAUCGCUUCACUGCUAUUCACAAUUUCAUUGGAUGCAUUUCAGAAUCUCGCCAGAAUUAGUAGGUCAUCUGGAUACUUUUUGCCUACUGUUUUGUGAAUACUGUGAAUUCAGACACACUACUGUUUUUAUAUAGUGUUUUUCGCCUACUAAAUAGGAAGUAUGUGAUUUCAGAUUCAGCCCAUAUCCAAAAUGUUCAGCCCUUCAUGGCGAAUUUGCAUUUCUGUAAUCUGAAAAAUUUCAAAACGUUCCUAGUGAUUUAUGUUUUGAAAGGAGAUUUCAAGUGUAAUUUAAAAUUGGUGUUAUGGUUACUGAUUUAUGUGCCAGACUCCACCGAAAGUGAACUAUUUAGCAGGUUUAAGAAAUUACAUUUAAUUCCAACAGGGGCACGUUGUGUAAAUUGUAUACUGUCAUAACAAUGAAUGGAUUUGACUGUCUUAACAAAUCUUAACACAAAUAAAAGCACCUUCUGUCAAA